Molecule: messenger RNA, 623 nt
Organism: Desarmillaria tabescens
Lineage: Eukaryota; Fungi; Basidiomycota; Agaricomycetes; Agaricales; Physalacriaceae
Exons: 1
Coding region: 238-474 (78 amino acids)
Source: RefSeq, a predicted model, not a curated record
GAUUGGGAGAAUCCGUGGGGGGUCGAUGCACUCAGUGUCGCAGAUAGAUGUUGGUAUCUUUGCGGGUCUACGUGUUCAAACAUCUUCCCAAGACGUUCCGGGGUGUGCGAAAUGCACCUACGGAAUAAUAUGGAUGGCUUUUGGAGGUCAAUGCAUAGCACAUACGAGCUUGACAUGCGGGUAUCACAUCAAUGCUUGAAGGUAAUUUGAUGCCUCGACCUCCAGCUGUAGUAUCCAAUGACAACUAUCUACGGCUUUACAGAUUACCGGUCGCAAGGUCAAUCACUCAUCUGUGUCAUAGUUGACAUUGCAAAGCCACCUACAGGCAAGAUGAACCUUUUCAGCUUUUAUGUUGUGCUGUCAAGAAGAUCUGGGCGCGAGACUAUACGGCUUCCGAGAGGUUUUGACGAUGAAAUGUUCAGAAAAGGGCAUGAUCCAGAGUUUCCGGCAGAGGACGACCUACUGGAGGGUUGAGCAGAAAGACAAAGAAAUAGUGGCAGCAGAUAAGAGGAAAGAAAUUGAAUUGAGGUCGUGAAAUGCGAUAUGGUACACCCGAGUUCUAGUUUACUGAAAUUAACACUGUGUAAGAAAUUUAGCCAAAAUAACAGAGUAGUUUAAAACGC